Tetrapisispora phaffii CBS 4417 is the source of this 666-nucleotide messenger RNA. It is a transcript of the gene ADK1, whose product is annotated as adenylate kinase ADK1. Bases 1 to 666 code for a protein of 221 amino acids. The transcript has a single exon. Gene Ontology annotation, molecular function: AMP kinase activity; ATP binding. The record is from RefSeq and is a predicted model, not a curated record. Gene Ontology annotation, biological process: ADP biosynthetic process. Gene Ontology annotation, cellular component: mitochondrion; cytoplasm. NCBI's taxonomy places the organism in Eukaryota, Fungi, Ascomycota, Saccharomycetes, Saccharomycetales, Saccharomycetaceae.
AUGGCUGACGAAUCUAUCAGAAUGGUCUUAAUUGGCCCACCAGGUGCCGGCAAAGGUACUCAAGCUCCAAACUUAGUUGAAAAAUUUGGUGCCGGUCAUCUAUCUACCGGUGAUAUGCUAAGAUCCCAAGUCGCUAAAGGAACUCCAUUGGGUGUUGAGGCUAAGAAGAUCAUGGACCAAGGUGGUCUUGUUUCCGAUGAGAUCAUGGUAUCUAUGAUCAAGGACGAAUUAGCCAACAACCCAGCCUGUAAGAAUGGUUUCAUUUUGGAUGGUUUCCCAAGAACUAUUCCACAAGCUGAAAAGCUGGACCAAAUGUUGGCUGAAAGAGGUACUCCUUUACAGAGAGCUGUCGAACUACAAGUCGAAGAUGAGUUACUAGUCGCCAGAAUCACUGGUAGAUUAGUCCACCCAGCUUCCGGUAGAUCAUACCACAAGUUGUUCAACCCACCAAAGGUUGAAAUGACUGACGAUGUCACCGGCGAACCAUUGGUUCAAAGAUCUGACGACAAUGCUGAAGCCUUAAUGAAGAGAUUGAACUCAUACCAUCAACAAACUGAGCCAAUCGUCGACUUCUACAAGAAGAACGGUAUCUGGUCGGGUGUCGAUGCUUCUCAACCACCAGCCACUGUUUGGGAAUCAAUCUUAAAUGCUCUAGGUAAGAAAUAA